GAAACUUAUAAAGGUAAUCAAGCUGGAGGGAGACACACAAGGGCAAGAAGUAAAACUACACCGGACACACAGGGAACAAGAACCACUAAAUACAACAGGAUACACGAUAGAAUAUAAGAAAUACAAGAGUAUAUAUACAGUAUAUAUAUACACACACACAAGGAAUACAACACAACACAUGGAUCAUUAAUAACAUGAGGAAGACAUAAGGUCAACGUAUUUCUAAUACACAAUACACACAGGGAGGAAACAAGACCUGAAACAGAAGGUCAAUCUAGAAAAUAAAACAGGGAAUCAGUAUCAGAUUUGAGUUUUAGUGGUGGUGAUAGAUGGGUUUUGUUCAAUUUAAACUACAUGAGUUUGCAGUCACACGUGACACCACACACAUCAUUAGACCAGACUCUGGAGUCUUGACUAUAUAAGAGGGCCCCAGGCACAGAUAGAUUGCGGGGACACCUUGUGUGAUAUCCUCUGAGGUACUUCAAGUUUGUUUCCUUUCUUUGACAUAACAUCAAUGUGUGAUUUUUCUCCAUUACUGUUUUCUGACUUUCAGAAUUAUUUUUUUUUCAUCUAAUUUUGGUUUGAAGUAAACCUGAUUAUGAAAUACACAAACAUUACAACUAUAGACCAUUUUAAUGUCAUUGGAUUCCCUGGACUUAAGCCUGAGUAUUAUGGGCCUGCAUCUGCUCUUCUUCUCUUCAUUUUCUUAUCUAUUGUGAUUGGAAAUGGUUUCAUAUUAGCUGUUAUUGUGUAUGUGAGGACUCUUCACAAACCCACAUACUUAAUCUUUUCUCACCUUGCAAUGUCAGACAUUAUUUUUGGUACUGUGACUCUUCCAAAAAUCAUAGCCAGAUAUUGGUGGAAUGAUGUUACAACUUUAUUUGGAGCCUGCUUUACACAAAUGUACUUUGUCCACUCUUUAGGAGCCAUUCACUCUUUAAUCUUAUUGAUUAUGGCUUUGGAUCGUUUUAUUGCCAUAUCAUUUCCUUUUCAAUAUCCCAUUGUCAUGACAAACAAAUCAGCCUCUAUUUCUUGUAUCCUGUGCUGGGUCUUAACAUUCAUACGCAUGAUGGGGAUUGUUCUGCAUGCUUACACUUUGCCUUACUGCGACCAAAACAUCAUCAUACAAUGCUACUGUGAUCAUAUAUCAGUAACUCAGCUGGGGUGUGGUGAUGAAGAGGUUGCAUAUGUUAAAUAUGUUGCUUUUGUAAAUGCCAUGAUCAGUCUCUUGGUUCCUUUAACAUUCAUCAUUGUUUCUUAUUUUUCUGUGAUCAUAGUUUUGCUGAAAAUGUCUCAGGCUGAAGGGCGUCACAAAGCACUGUCCACCUGUGCUCCUCAGAUCUUUAUCACUUUUCUGUAUUAUGUGCCCAGGUGUUUUGUUUAUAUUGCUCAUCAGUUAGGUUUCAAGUUUACUCCUGACGUCCGUAUUGCUAUCACCAUGAUGUACAGCCUCAUACCUGCUGCAGUUAAUCCCAUAAUCUACUGUUUGAAGACUAAAGACAUUAAAGAGGCUUUGAUGCACAGGUUGCAGAAUAGAAAAAUCCACGCAGGAAUUAUCUCUUAGAAAAAUAUAAAGACAUUUUAUUUUACAUGAGCUGUGGAAAACAAUACAGUUAGUGCUAGUGAUACAAAUGUGCCAUGUUAAGAUGAUCUAUUAUGAUUUAAAAUCUGUCUCCAGUGCCUUUACUGCCUCCCAGCUUGAAUCAGUCAGUCAUCCCUGUCCUGUUUGCAGAUGCUUCACAUGCUGCAACUCGACUGUUAGCCAGAACCAGGAGAGAAAGAGCAUCUCUCCUGCUCUUGCAACAUAGGUGUCUUUACAUUUGUAUAGGGACUGAAGCUACAUGGAAAAUAUCAGAUGGCUAGAAUAUUUAUUACCAUGAAUUGUUCCUGUAACUUAAAACUCUAUGUAUAAUUCAAGAUGUCAUAUCAUGUGAAUCCUCCUGCUUACAUCGGUUUAGCCAAAGAUCAAAUAUACUCUGUUAUCAUCUUGUGUAAUUAUUGUGUAUAUGUCAGAAGUUGCUGGAAUCUAAAGUUGUGUUAGUCUGCACACUUAUAUGUAAAAUAAAACUUUACAG
Molecule: messenger RNA, 2075 nt
Organism: Notolabrus celidotus (New Zealand spotty)
Lineage: Eukaryota; Metazoa; Chordata; Actinopteri; Labriformes; Labridae
Product: olfactory receptor 52Z1-like
Exons: 2
Coding region: 599-1564 (321 amino acids)
Biological process (GO): G protein-coupled receptor signaling pathway
Cellular component (GO): membrane
Molecular function (GO): olfactory receptor activity; G protein-coupled receptor activity
Source: RefSeq, a predicted model, not a curated record